AUGCCCACCAACACAUACGACUGCAUCAUCGUCGGCGCCGGAUAUGCCGGUCUCUCAGCUGCAAAAGCGCUCUCUGAAAAUGGCAAGUCAAUCCUCGUCUUGGAAGCGCGUGAUCGCGUCGGCGGUCGAGCAUGGACAAAACACCUCGACGACGGAACAUACGAAGACUACGGCGCCAUGUUCCUCGGCGUCCAGCAACCCAACAUGUACAAACUAGCAUCAGAAUAUGACAUUCGCACAUAUGACGUCCCACUCCAAGGAAAGAGUGUAUUUCGGUAUAAAGGCCAGACAAAGAAAUACUCGUCUGAUUUAUUACCUCCCCUGCCAAUAUGGGGGCUCAUAGACGCAGGUCGCGUAUUAAAGACGUUUGAGAACAUGUCCGCCAAAGUCAACCUCGAGGAGCCAUGGAAAACAGAAAACGCAAAGAAACUAGAUCACCAGACGCUGGCAGAAUGGGUGCGCCUUAAGUCCUGGACACGCAGCGGCAAGGAUAUCAUGCGACUUCCGUUUGAACUGAUUUGGGGUGCGGAUAUUUCGCAGGUUAGUAUGCUGCAUGCCCUUUGGUAUUGUAAAGCUGGAGUCAGUCUCACCGUCUUGUCGACGAAUGAUCAAGGUGCGCAGAUGCAGCUCAUGGUGGGCGGUGGACAAGCAGUCGCGAAUUGUAUCCAGAAGCAACUUGGCUCAGGGGCGGUGCAUCUGGAAGAACCUGUCACGGCGGUUGAUCAUCAAGAUGAGGAUGAGCAUGUUGUAGUGAAGACAGCAAAGGGUGUUUAUACAGCAAACCGUGUUAUUUUCGCUACACCACCACCGAUUAUCCUCAAAGUGGACUUUACACCACCUCUACCCACCCAGAAAGUUAAGCUCCUUGAGAGUAUGCCAAUGGGCAAAUACUGGAAGAUCAUGGCGACGUACUCGAAGCCAUUUUGGCGAGAAAUGGGACUUCGUGGGGAAGUCGUCAGUCCAGAUGGAUACAUUGGACUUAUGAAUGACGUUUCACCUAUUGACGGAGAGUAUGGCAUGGUUAUUGGGUUUAUAGCCGCGUCCAAGGCACUCGCGUUUCUGGAAAUGACGCAACAGCAGAGAGAAAAGAUCGUCUUACAAGAACUAGGAAGUGGUUUCGGCAGCGAGGGCGGCAAGCCAACUCGUUUGUCCAUUCACAGCAUGAUGAAUGAAAAAUGGUCAGGCGGGUGUCCCGUUGGCGUUCCCUUGCCUGGGACGUGGACCAGUUUAGGAGAAUGGGUUCGGAAACCAAUUGGACGUGUUCACUGGGCUGGAACGGAAACGUCAACUAGUUGGAGCGGGUAUAUGGAGGGAGCUGUGUGUUCUGGGCUGAGAGCGGCGGCUGAGGUGAUGGCCGUGAUGGGCAAGAAAUAG
Pochonia chlamydosporia 170 is the source of this 1374-nucleotide messenger RNA. RefSeq names its product amine oxidase protein. Lineage: Eukaryota; Fungi; Ascomycota; Sordariomycetes; Hypocreales; Clavicipitaceae. The record is from RefSeq and is a predicted model, not a curated record. Gene Ontology annotation, molecular function: oxidoreductase activity. Bases 1 to 1374 code for a protein of 457 amino acids. The transcript has a single exon.